AUGGACCAUGAGGCCCCCACGAUCAGGCCGCGGCGCAUCCAGAACCAGAAUGUCAUACACCGCCUGGAGCGGCGCCGGAUCAGCUCGGGCAAGGCUGGUACCCACUGGCACCAAGUCCGCAUCUUCCACCAGAACGUCUUCCCCAACUUCACCGUGGUCAACGUGGAGAAGCCGCCGUGCUUUCUGCGCAAGUUCUCCCCUGAUGGCCGAUACUUCAUCGCCUUCUCCUCUGACCAGACCUCUCUGGAGAUCUACGAGUACCAGGGCUGCCAGGCGGCCGAGGACCUCCUGCAGGGCUACGAGGGGGAGAUCCUGGCCAACGGCAGCGACCAGAGGUCUGUCAACAUCCGGGGGCGGCUCUUCGAGCGCUUUUUCGUGCUGUUGCACAUCACCAACGUGGCCUCCAACGGGGAGCACCUGAACCGGGAGUGCAGCCUGUUCACGGAUGACUGCCGGUACGUGAUCGUGGGCUCAGCUGCCUACCUGCCCGAGGAGCCCCACCCGCCCUUCUUCGAGGUGUACCGCAACAGCGAGUCCGUGACCCCCAACCCCCGCUCCCCGCUGGAGGACUACUCCCUGCACAUCAUCGACCUCCACACGGGCAGGCUGUGCGACACGCGGACCUUCAAGUGCGACAAAGUCAUCCUGUCUCACAACCAGGGGCUGUACCUGUACAAGAACAUCUUGGCCAUUCUCUCUGUUCAGCAGCAGACCAUUCACGUCUUUCAGGUGACGCCCGAGGGGACGUUCAUCGACGUGCGGACCAUCGGCCGCUUCUGCUACGAGGACGAUCUCCUGACCCUGUCUGCGGUGUACCCCGAGGUGCAGCGGGACACUCAGACAGGAAUGGCCAACCCUUACAAAGAGCCCUUCAUAAACUCCCUGAAGCACAGGCUGCUGGUGUACUUGUGGAGAAGGGCCGAGCAGGACGGAAGUGCUAUAGCAAAAAGAAGGUUCUUCCAGUACUUUGACCAGCUGAGGCAGCUCCGCAUGUGGAAGAUGCAGCUCUUGGAUGAGAACCAUCUGUUUAUUAAAUACACAAGCGAAGACGUGGUCACGCUGCGGGUGACAGAUCCUUCCCAGCCCUCGUUCUUCGUUGUGUACAACAUGGUGACCACGGAGGUCAUUGCCGUGUUUGAGAACACAUCUGAUGAGCUGCUGGAGCUGUUUGAGAACUUCUGUGACCUCUUCAGGAAUGCCACCCUGCACAGUGAGGCUGUCCAGUUCCCCUGCUCAGCUUCCAGCAACAACUUUGCGAGGCAGAUCCAGCGCCGGUUCAAAGACACGAUUGUGAACGCCAAGUACGGAGGGCACACGGAGGCUGUGCGGCGGUUGCUGGGGCAGCUCCCCAUCAGUGCUCAGUCCUACAGCGGCAGCCCCUACCUCGACCUGUCCCUUUUCAGCUAUGAUGACAAGUGGGUGUCAGUCAUGGAGCGGCCCAAGACCUGUGGUGAUCACCCCAUAAGAUUUUACGCUCGUGAUUCUGGCCUGCUGAAGUUCGAGAUCCAGGCGGGGCUCCUGGGGCGCCCCAUCAAUCACACGGUGCGGCGCCUGGUCGCCUUCACCUUCCACCCCUUCGAGCCCUUCGCCAUCUCGGUGCAGCGCACCAACGCCGAGUACGUGGUCAACUUCCACAUGAGGCACAGCUGCACCUAGAGGGACUCGGGGCUGCUCUCCUUGGCUCUCAAAGCCAGAUGCUCUGGGAAACCAAAUCAUCACUCGUGGAAAGAAGCCUCACCUCAGAGCUCCUAUC
Molecule: messenger RNA, 1753 nt
Organism: Cinclus cinclus
Lineage: Eukaryota; Metazoa; Chordata; Aves; Passeriformes; Cinclidae
Gene: DET1
Product: DET1 partner of COP1 E3 ubiquitin ligase
Exons: 4
Coding region: 1-1656 (551 amino acids)
Biological process (GO): protein ubiquitination; positive regulation of proteasomal ubiquitin-dependent protein catabolic process
Cellular component (GO): cullin-RING ubiquitin ligase complex; nucleus
Molecular function (GO): ubiquitin-like ligase-substrate adaptor activity; ubiquitin protein ligase binding
Source: RefSeq, a predicted model, not a curated record